AUGAGUAGGACUAAGCGAUCCAGACCAUCUUCACUGGAAUCUUCCGAUCUGAACGCCAUUCUUACAUCUCAGCCGUCCAGAAAGAGCUCUAGACCAAAUUCUAGGGAGAAAAAGAGCGAUAGCGUUGCUCCCAGCGAUCCUCCGAUUUCGGAUGCUGAGUUUUACCUGAAUUCUGUGGUGAAGGUGCAGAAACCGAAAAGCCAGUUUGAAAGGAGUUAUGAGGAGAAAUUGCAUAAGUUUUUGCUUACUGAUGAGAUGAGUGAGUUUCUGGCGCUUGAACUGGAGGUCAAAUUGAGCUCCUCGCUUCCGCCUUCGCUGUUUGGAAGGGUAGAGAGGAGUGAGGAAGUACCAGUGAGUUCUCGUGAAGAAACCAAAGAGGAGACCUCAAAUGUUGAUGAGAUUCAGGAGGAAGUCAUUGUUAGUCCUGAAUAUGUUCAAGAACAAGCGGGAAAUCCAGACUUCGUGUGCCAAUGGCUUCUUAAAUCGGCUGAUGCUUUGCUUGAACAGGCUCAUAAGAUUGUACUAGCAGCCAAUUACGUCGAGGGCGCUCAAGCGUACUAUACGCUUAUCAAGGCAGCUUUAAAGGCUCUUCAUAUGGUGGCUGGCCAGUAUAUGGCGAAUUUGCAGCCAAAGGCAGCCGCUCAGGUGUACUAUAAGCUUGCAAAGAUAUACUUGGAGGAGACUGAAAACUAUAGUACGGCAGAACUGUUCGUGAAGAAAUCAAUGGCUAUUGCUAUAAAGCAUGGUUUACUUCAAGCUAGGGUCGCUGGCGAACUCUUAUGUGCUAAGAUUUUAGAAUUAUCUGAUAUUGCCUUGUUGGAGCCUUUCCUCAAUGAACGCCAGGAGAUCCAUGAACGCGAAGGUCAUUCAGAGAUAUCUUUGCUCUUUUCCUUGAAGAGAACUGAAUUGCCUGGACUUAAUGAUGCCCAGAUAGUUCUUCCCAAAGGCGAGGCCAUUAAGGAUAACCAGCUUCGCUCGCUUUGCUUGUUGAUGCAAUCGAGUAUAUACUUGUCUCAGGGAUCGCCAAAGCGAGCAGAGGAGCUCUUAAAUGAAUGCCGUGACCUCUUCUCGCAAAUGAAAGACGUGGCACCUCAACUCAAAGCAAUGCUGUACCUCCAAAACCUAACAGUUUGCACCCAAACCGAUAAUCACAAGUAUGGCAAGAUGUGGGUCAAGAAAAUAACCGAUUUCAUCAACAAACAAAAGAAACUCAAGUGGUCUUCAUGGAAUAACGAUGGUACUAUCCCUGUCACGCUUUCAAGAGGCUUGCCUAAUGAGAUACCAUUCCUGUUGCAGUGGAUUGGUCCUGACGAAUUUGUGCCGACUUUCUACCUAUUGAGCGGUCUCUUCUACAUGAAUGAAGGCACAGAUUUGGCGAAAACAGGCAAAAUCUUCGAAGCUUGUGUUAAUCUGGCAGAUCAAGGUGUUUCCAAUCUCACAAAUUACACACCAAAGCUGCAGAACUUCAUGGUGUCUCAGCUUACGACGAAGGUGGUUCGCCUUUCUGUGAUCAAGUUCAUGGCAAUCAGCUACCAAGUCUGGCUCGGCUUCAUGUCAUCUAGUGACUUCAAUGGCAUCAAAGCCAUUCAUGCAUUUCUUGAGAGCUACAACAAUGACAACUUCACUGCAGAAGAGUUAUGGUACUACAAAUUCCUCAUUCCACACUUUCUUUACUUAUCUGCCAUGUACCACCAGGCUCAGGGUAACCUCAAAGCAGCUAAACUCAACUUUUUGAAAGUACGAAACCUCACGUCACAAACCGUCGAUACACCAAUUGAAGCGUUCCAUUUACAAAGAUCGCUCGGCAUCGGGUACGGCUUACCAGCAUCAAGCACUAGCGAGCUUUACAUAUACUCCAUCAUGCAUUUACUCAACAUUUCAGAGUACGAAUUCCAGAGUUUGUCUCAAGCAAACGACUCAUCCACACAGCAUGAGCAGGCCAUUCAAAGGUCUCGCUCCUUCCUUGCAUCUUUACACGCAGACAUGACGAAUAUAUUGGAAGAUCCAGCCUCACAGGGUCUUACCACAUCUAAGCUAUUCAUGUUAACAUAUAAAUCAGCAUUGGCUGUUUUCAACAGCUCUGGCUUUGAAGAUCCAGAGAAACGGCUCGAUACUGUGCUUACUUCCGAAAUAGAGAAGCUAGUCUUCCUGGGAAACGUCAACAUCCAGAAUGUUGAACUUCUUGCGCUUUAUGUUCUUCUUCGUCAAGCAAUCAAUCUUGACCAGAGAAACAGAUUCUACGGGAAAUGUGUCAGAAGAAUCACCAAGAACGAAGACAACGGCAAACUUCUCAGCUUCUUCGUUUACUUGGAAGCACAGAAGCAAGAAUCAAGUGAUCCCCAAAUGGGAGACAAGAUCCAACGCAAGAUCGACGCUAUCGUUGAAAGCACCCAGCAUAAAAUAGAAACUGCCAGGCAGUCGGUUCUACAAAAGUCAACAUCUUCUAAUCGUGAAAGUUAA
This is a messenger RNA of Candidozyma haemuli, 2460 nucleotides long. RefSeq lists its product as uncharacterized. Bases 1 to 2460 code for a protein of 819 amino acids. Lineage: Eukaryota; Fungi; Ascomycota; Pichiomycetes; Serinales; Metschnikowiaceae. The transcript has a single exon. Gene Ontology annotation, cellular component: chromatin; SMC loading complex. Gene Ontology annotation, biological process: maintenance of mitotic sister chromatid cohesion; mitotic sister chromatid cohesion. The record is from RefSeq and is a predicted model, not a curated record. Gene Ontology annotation, molecular function: double-stranded DNA binding; protein binding.